AUGCCCGAUUGCGCUGAAGCAGUUCCACCGAUUCCUGAUCUUCCAGAAGCUGAUCCCAAUUGUUCGAUGAAGAUACCGAUUCGCAGACAGGCAUUACAUGCCCUGUACCACUGGAUCAAGGUGCAGGGGAUCGGUAUGCAUCCAAUGAUACCGUACCGCAGAGAGUUUCAACAAACACUGUACCGCCGGAUACACACACGGGUACAGAGGGUACAGAUGCCCCAGCUGCAUCUGCGGUCACCGAAGGCCACCGAUAUAGGAUACGUUCAAGCUUGGUACGACUCUGUUAUGCCUACGUCUGUGGAUAAUGAUGUGCGUCAUGAUCAGCUUAUCACUGAAUCCAGUGAGUUGCAGAUUGCUAUAGUAGACACUCUGAAGUGCAUACUUAUCAAGAACUAUCGUGUUGUGCUGCAGCAUUAUCAAGACUACAGGCGGGUUACCUGGAAGCAAGGCGUGCGG
This is a messenger RNA of Iphiclides podalirius (scarce swallowtail), 459 nucleotides long. Lineage: Eukaryota; Metazoa; Arthropoda; Insecta; Lepidoptera; Papilionidae. The record is from the annotation of a GenBank genome assembly.